Messenger RNA from Cololabis saira (Pacific saury), 2130 nucleotides. RefSeq names its product calreticulin 3b (gene calr3b). The transcript has 9 exons. The record is from RefSeq and is a predicted model, not a curated record. Gene Ontology annotation, biological process: protein folding. Gene Ontology annotation, molecular function: calcium ion binding. Gene Ontology annotation, cellular component: endoplasmic reticulum; endoplasmic reticulum membrane. NCBI's taxonomy places the organism in Eukaryota, Metazoa, Chordata, Actinopteri, Beloniformes, Belonidae. Bases 77 to 1342 code for a protein of 421 amino acids.
UUUCUUCCUUCUCCACAAUCUAUCUGCUUCCGCGCCCGGCGACGUUACAGUAAAGCCCUGCGAAAAUAGGUCUGAAAUGGGAAAAAUGCAGAUCUUGGGCGUAGUUGCUGUAAUAUUAGCAGUUUACAGCGUGCAUGCAAAGAUUUACUUUCGGGAGGAGUUUCUGGACGGCGAUGCAUGGACGAGUCGCUGGGUGAACUCUAAACAUAAAUCUGACUAUGGAGAGUGGAAACUGACGGCUGGAAACUUCUAUGGAGACGCUGAGAAAGACAAGGGUUUGCAGACAAGCCAAGAUGCUCGUUUCUACGCCACUUCUUCCCGUUUUGAGCCCUUUAGCAACAAGGGCAAACCUUUGGUCAUCCAGUUCUCAGUCAAGCACGAGCAGAAGAUUGACUGUGGUGGCGGCUACGUGAAGGUCUUCCCUGGUGACCUGGAUCAGACCGCCCUGCACGGCGACUCCUCAUACCACAUUAUGUUCGGCCCCGACAUCUGCGGGUACAGCACCAAGAAAGUUCACGUCAUCUUUAAUUACAAGGGCAAGAAUCACCUCAUCAAGAAAGAGAUUAAGUGCAAGGAUGAUGAACUUACCCACUUGUACACGCUGAUCCUGAAUCCAGAUCAGACGUAUGAGGUGAAAAUUGACAACGAAAAGGUAGAGUCUGGCAGUUUGGAGGAGGAUUGGGACUUCCUGCCUCCCAAACAAAUUAAGGACCCCGAAGCCAAGAAACCAGAGGACUGGGAUGACCGUCCUAAAAUUGAUGAUGCUGAUGACACAAAGCCUGAGGACUGGGACAAAGCUGAAAAUAUUCCAGAUCCUGACGCUAAAAAGCCUGAGGACUGGGACGAGGACAUGGACGGCGAGUGGGAGCCACCUAUGAUUCCCAACCCAGAAUACAAAGGAGAAUGGAAACCCAAACAGAUUGAUAAUCCCAACUACAAAGGAACCUGGGUGCAUCCUGAAAUUGACAAUCCUGAAUACAGUGCUGAUUCUGAAAUCUACAAGUUUGACAACAUUGGUGUGUUAGGUCUUGAUCUUUGGCAGGUGAAAUCCGGGACCAUCUUUGACAACUUCGUUAUCACGGAUGAUGUGAAAGAAGCAGAAGACGUUGGAACAGAGACAUGGGGUGUGACAAAGGAGCCAGAAAAGAAAAUGAAACAAGAGCAGGAUGAUUUGAAGCGGAAAGAGGAAGAAGAGAAAAACAAAGAACAAGAGACUGAAGCUGAUGAGGAAGAGGCUGAUGAGGAUGAUGAUGACGACGAUGAUGAAGAGGAAGAAGACACAAAAGAGGAAGCACCCUCAGAAGAUGAUGAUGAAGAUGCAACACCUAAAGAUGAGCUUUGAGGAAUGUUUGCCAGGUUGUUUUUUUUGUUUGUUUGGUUGGUUGGUUUUUUUUCUCCAAAUCUGUCAUCUUUCUUUAUUUUUUUUUCUUUAUCUGGCCCUACCACAGAAAAUUGUCCUGUAAUUCCCAGGGGUAUUGUGGCUGCUGUGCAUCCUUUCCCUGAGACGUGGACACAACCAAACUUUGGGAUCUGAUGUAGAAAAUGGGGACAAAUGGAUGUUAAUAGACUUUGUCUUCUUCAUUUUCUUAAAGUUGCUCUUGAAUUGCUUGAUAGCUUUUGUGUUUUUUCAAACAACAAAGUCCAUUCCUCAUUUUGUAAUAACAGAAGAAGUUUGCACUGAUGACACUGAUCUAAACAUCUCCCUUUAUUGCAGAUAUCCUUGGGUGGUUGCUUGACUAUAUUAUUUUGAAGAUUCAUGCAAAGAUGGUUGAGAUAAUUUAGAUUUUAAUUUAACCUGAUUUGUCAGAAAUAAAACAGAAUAGAGACAGAUAUUGAAGACAAAUGUAUUUUAAUUUAAUUUGGUUGUUUUUAUGCCACUUUUUUUUUUUCUUCACACACCUAUAAACAGUUGUUAAAUGUAAAUCAUUCUACCCUGAGUAGAUAUUACUUUGAUGUUCCCUAAUGUUAUGAGUUCAACAUGUCUUCAUGAGGAUGCCAUGGGAUCUGCAAUAUAAUCUGAAUGUUUAGAGAAAAUAUGAGCCCCCGGUGUGACUAAUGUAAGGGUUGCAUUAUUUUUACUGGACAGAAUGUUAUUGAAACCAAAGUUUUUAUUAAAAGAUUAUCACCUUA